UCACUAAUGGCAGCCGCCGUCAAAAUACUGGUUAUUCACUUUUAAGUUUUUAAUUUCAUCGUAUGGAUCAGUUUUAGUUAAAAUUUUAAAAUAAAAACUAAAAAAAAUCCUUCAUUAAAAUAUUAACAAUAUGAGCGAUUCUGAGGCUGAUGAACACCGUGAAACAACGGUAGAAGCCCAGGAAGGAAGUGACACAGAAGAAGCUCCUGAUUCUCCUUCGAACGCGACAAAAGCUUCCCCAGGACCCAUUCCUGCAGAAGAUGAUUCCAUACCUCCAGCAAAACGCCGCAGGGAAGACGCACAUGAAGCACAUGGAACUCGUGAAACCGACAAUACCAGUGUGGUGGCCUCUCACUACAAUAAACUCAAAGAAGCAGGACUUGACGAACGCUCCAAAUCUCGAAUCCUACACAUGCGGAAUUUUAACAACUGGACCAAAAGUAUGUUCAUAAACGAAUACUUGAAUAAAAUCAAAAACAGCCGUAAGCUGGGUGAACCGAUUCGCGUACUGGACAUGUGCUGUGGCAAGGGCGGCGACUUAUUCAAAUGGGAAAAGGGAGGAAUCACGCAUCUGAUUGGUACUGACAUAGCCGAGGUUAGUGUUGAACAGUGUAAGUCUCGAUACGAUGGCAUGAUGAACAGGAACAACAAAAUGGGAUCUCGAUUUACGGCCGAGUUCUUUGCCUGCGACUCGACUUUGGUGCGCCUAAGGGAGCGCUACAAGGAUCGCUCAAUCAAGUUGCAGCUGGUGAGUUGUCAGUUUGCUUUCCAUUAUGCUUUUGAGUCAUUGACACAAGCCGAUUGUAUGGUGCGUAAUGCGGCUGAGUGCCUAGAGCCAAAUGGCUAUUUUAUUGCAACAAUACCUAACGCUAAUGAGAUAAUGAGGCGUCUCCGAGCCUCAGAAAAUAGAAAGUCCUUCGGGAACGAUUUAUAUCGUAUUGAUUUUAUAUCUGACACCGAGAAACCGACGCUGUUCGGUGCAAAGUAUCAGUUCCAUCUAGAGGGUGUGGUGGAUUGUCCAGAAUUCCUGGUGCAUUUCCCGACUCUGGUUAAACUCUGUAGAAAGCAUGGUUUGCAACUGGCCCGGAAGAAUACCUUUGCGGAGUAUUACAAGGAAUCGUUCGAAGAGGGAAGACCCCUUUUGGAAAGGAUGCAGGCUCUCCAGUCUUAUUUUGUGCAGAAGUCUUCGAAAGAUGACGAGGAAUUUGCUCAUGUAAGAAAAAUUGCCAAUGCAACGAAUUGCAAUUCAAAGCCUUACGGAACUUUGUCUAAGUCUGAAUGGGAAGCGGCAACUCUUUAUAUGGUCUGUGCUUUUAAAAAAUGCAACUACACUUGGGAUACUGAAGGCAAGCCGGUGUAUGAAUUUGAUAGUUAGUUUUCUUUAUUUUGUAACCACUAAGGUGUUCUUUUUUUAAUGAAUCAUUAGUGUUAACGAAAAAACCUAAAUUUGUUUUUGAUUUUUAACGAAAUUAUACAAAUUAAUAUGUACUUGGAAUAUAAUAAUGUUACCACUUGGA
This is a messenger RNA of Eupeodes corollae, 1517 nucleotides long. It is a transcript of the gene Rnmt, whose product is annotated as mRNA cap guanine-N7 methyltransferase. Bases 131 to 1375 code for a protein of 414 amino acids. The transcript is spliced from 3 exons. Gene Ontology annotation, biological process: 7-methylguanosine mRNA capping. Gene Ontology annotation, molecular function: mRNA 5'-cap (guanine-N7-)-methyltransferase activity. Gene Ontology annotation, cellular component: nucleus. NCBI's taxonomy places the organism in Eukaryota, Metazoa, Arthropoda, Insecta, Diptera, Syrphidae. The record is from RefSeq and is a predicted model, not a curated record.